AUGGAGCGCUGUUGCUGCCUCCGCAUCUGGCGGGCGCGCGAGCCGCCCUUGCUGAGUGACGAGGAAGCUCCGGAGGAGGUCUCCCCCGAGGAUGCCUCCUGGCCACUGAGCCGGCUGCUAUUCUUCUGGGCCUUCCCUGUGCUUUGGCGUGGUUAUCGCCGCGGUCGCACGGACUUGGGCGACCUCCCGGCAGUGCCAGCAGCAGACCGUCCUUCCGUCUUGAUCGCAGAGGUUCUGAGCAGCUUCGCGUUGCCCAGCGAAGGAACCACCGGCCGCCGCCCGUGGCUGUCCCCUUUACACCGGCGCCUCUUCAAGGUGACGUGGCCCGUCUUCUUUCAAGGCAGCGUGUGUCAGGCACUGUUGCAAGUCUUCUCCUACCUGCAGCCAAUCCUGCUCCACGGCCUGUUGCAAAGCCUCAGCAUGCCGGAGGAGCAGCGAAAGGAGCAGCAAACAUCAGUAGCCUUGCACUCCUUGGGUAUCGCUGCAGCGGUGAUGGGCAUGUGGAUCUUCGCGGAGUAUGCCUGGAAUAUCUUUGUGCGCGCCGACCUGCGCGCGCAGGUCCUCCUCUGCCACCUAACCUACCGCAAGAGUCUCCACCUGCGGCUCGAUGGGUGCGCCUACACCAUCGGAGACCUCCAGAAUCACUUCUCGACGGACUGCUCCAAGCCGGUGCAGGGCUUCUUUCACUGGAGCCACGCAUCCAUCGUGAUUGCUGCCAUCACGGUCAUCGUCGUGGCCUGGCACCUUACCUCACUCAUCGGUUCUGCCGGGCUGAUCGGCAUGCUUGUCGUGUCGUCCUUCGCGCCUUUGCAGUUGGUGUUGAGCCACCGGAUCAAGCGCUACUCCCAGAAGAUCCAAGAGGCCAUGGCUUUGGAGAUGCUCGAAGAAGCUCGGGAGGCGGAGCUCUCGGCGCAAUGGGGGAAGCGGAAGGUUUUUCCCUUCAACAACUUCCUGGGUAGCACCGUGAGCCUCUUUGGGACCAUCGCCGCCUUCGUAUCUCGGCAAGAAGCCAUGGCCUAA
Messenger RNA from Symbiodinium sp. CCMP2592, 1020 nucleotides. The record is from the annotation of a GenBank genome assembly. Lineage: Eukaryota; Dinophyceae; Suessiales; Symbiodiniaceae.